AUGAAUUCAGAGCUGCUAAAAAACUUCACAAGGGAAGAGGUUGAAGCUGCUCUCAAGGACAUGAAGCCUCUCUCGGCGCCCGGCCCUGACGGUUUCAUGGCCCUUAAGCUUGAUAUGAGCAAGGCCUAUGACAGAGUCGAAUGGGGUUUUUUGGAGGGUGUUCUAAAAAAGAUGGGUUUUCAUGAAAAAUGGGUAGCUCUAAUGAUGGAGUGCAUAUCUACCGUUUCAUACUCGAUUUUGAUAAACGGUGAGCCUUCAGAAACCAUUCACCCCAACAGAGGCAUUAGGCAAGGUGACCCCCUGUCACCCUACCUCUUCCUCCUUUGCACCGAGGGGCUUCAUGGGCUGAUUAGCCAUGCGGCUUCUGAGGGUCACAUUAGGGGCAUUUCUAUUUGUAGAAGUGGUCCAAGGCUAACUCAUUUAUUCUUUGCAGACGAUAGCCUUUUGUUCUGCAAAGCUACUACUCAGGAAUGCCAAUAUGUCCAAGACCUUCUUAGAAUCUUUGAGGAAGCUUCGAGGCAAAAGCUUAAUAAAGACAAAACAACCUUGUUCUUUAGCAAGGUCACCCUUCAUGAGGUUCAAACUUCUAUCACUGAUAUGCUCGGAGUUCCAGAGAUUAAACAGUACGAAAUACUUAGGCCUUCCCUCAUUUAUUGGGAGAGGCAAAAAGGCCAGCCUGAUGAUUGUAAGGGCUCUUUUGCUUGGAAGAGCAUCCUCAAAGGUCGUGAGGUCAUUAAGCAAGGCAUGAGAUGGAGGAUUGGUGACGAUUCCUGUGUCAAGAUCUACCAAGACCACUGGUUUCCCGGGUCAAACUUUGGAAAAGUGCUCUCUCCAAGGUUGGACAUCAACAUGGAUGCUACAGUGGAUAUUCUAAUUGACCAAAACCUCCGCUACUGGAGGGACAUGGAGAUUGAAGGGUUGUUCCUGCCUUUUGAAGCCAAGGUUAUCCAAGGUAUCCCUUUAAGCUUUAUCAGGAAUAAAGACUCUAUUUUCUGGCCGAGAAAUCAUAACGGGAAUUAUUCAGUUAAAUCAGGAUAUAAAAUGCUGCUUGAAGAAGAAGUAGUUGACCUGCCUAGCGCCUCGAAUCCCAGCCCCAUGAAAGCCGUUUGGAAGGGAAUUUGGAAGUUGAAAGUUCCUCCUCGUAUAAGAAAUCUCUUAUGGCGUGCUAGAUCCGACUCCCUUCCAACGCGGGUGAACCUGGCAAAAAGAAAGAUUUUGACUAACACUCUCUGCCCUCAAUGCAAUCAAGAGGCUGAGGAUACUGUUCACGCUCUCUGGUCCUGCCCAUUGCUAACUGAGGUUUGGAGAAACCAAUUCGAAGCACUACAGGUCGCCUCCAAGAGCUACAGAAAUUUCCUUGACAUCCUCCACCUAGUUUAG
Molecule: messenger RNA, 1380 nt
Organism: Quercus lobata
Lineage: Eukaryota; Viridiplantae; Streptophyta; Magnoliopsida; Fagales; Fagaceae
Exons: 3
Coding region: 1-1380 (459 amino acids)
Source: RefSeq, a predicted model, not a curated record